AUGAAUAUUCAAUUGAUUGACAAAGUCAAAGAUUGCACCAAGGAUUUCCUUAGAUUGGGUAAUAUUGAGGAGCAGGAUCUCAAGCAAAAGUCAAAGGUGGACUGGCUUAGAUUAGGGGAUGGCAACAAUGCAUAUUUCUAUGCUGCCCUAAUGUCUAAGAGAAGUCAAAAUCAAAUUUCCAACCUCAAGGAUGAAGAAGGUAAUAUUCUGUAUCAGCAAAAUGACAUUGAGCAUGAGAUAACAAAGUACUACAAGAAGCUCAUAGACUGCUAA
This is a messenger RNA of Lathyrus sativus (Indian pea), 273 nucleotides long. The record is from the annotation of a GenBank genome assembly. Lineage: Eukaryota; Viridiplantae; Streptophyta; Magnoliopsida; Fabales; Fabaceae.